CCACUCGCUAUAUAUCUGCCGUGUUCAUCAGAUUAUUAUUAACAUAACACACAUACAUACAUCGUCCACCUACGGCUGGCUGGCUCGUUGAUGGGCAGCAGCAGCUUCUUCCCGGCCGGCGGCGAGAUGUGCAUGGAGGAGGGCCGCCGCCCGGCGGGGAGGCGCGGCGCCAAGAAGCAGGCGGCGGUGGAGCACCACAAGGCCAACAGGCAGCCGCAGCGCGGACUGGGCGUCGCGCAGCUCGAGAAGAUCCGCCUCCACAACCAGAUGCUGGCCGCCUACCGCUCCGCCGGAUCAUCAGGCCUGCACCCGCCGGCCACGGCUGCGCAGCCGCAGGCGCCGCCCUUCGCCGCCGCCUCCCCCUCGUUCCAGCAAUCAUACCGCCUCACGAACUGCUUCCAGGAGACGGAGCGGGGCAUCGUGCCCGUGCCCGUGCCCGAGCAGCACUACUACGGCUACGACUACGACGGCCACCACCACCACCACCUGCUGCCGUACAGCUCGAGCCCGCCGCCGCCGUCGCUGUUCGCGCACGACGUCAGGGAUUCCUCCGGCCACAGGCUGGGCCAGCCGCCGCAGCAGCAGCAGCACUACUGGAUGAUGAGCAGCGCGAGCGAGGGGUCCAGGUCGUCCAGCCACGGCAGCGCGGAGGAGCUCGACUUGGAGCUCAGAUUGUAGCAGCUGCUGCCUCUGCCUGCCUGCAGCGAUUUUAGUUAGUUUAAUUUGUUCUGGGCUACUGUAUUAGCUAGCUAGGCUCAACUACUACAUAUCUGAAUCACAGACAGUUGGUCGGAUGCGCAUGAGCGAAGAAGCAUCAUGCAGCAGCUACCUACCACUGCCACUGUAAGUGGGAAACGCAACGACAGAGGAUCGAUCGGACGAGAGGAGAGCAGAGCCCUGCUGCAAUAGAUUAAUUACGAGUACUAAUUAGCUAGCCUAUCGCCUUAAUUACCUGCAGCAAGCUAGCUAUAUGUAAAUUACGAAAUGUCACAGCAUUUGAAUUUGUCACCAACGACUUCACA
Panicum virgatum (switchgrass) is the source of this 1022-nucleotide messenger RNA. RefSeq lists its product as uncharacterized. The record is from RefSeq and is a predicted model, not a curated record. Gene Ontology annotation, molecular function: DNA-binding transcription factor activity. The transcript has 2 exons. The coding region runs from base 91 to 678 and encodes 195 amino acids. NCBI's taxonomy places the organism in Eukaryota, Viridiplantae, Streptophyta, Magnoliopsida, Poales, Poaceae.